Symbiodinium pilosum is the source of this 849-nucleotide messenger RNA. The record is from the annotation of a GenBank genome assembly. Lineage: Eukaryota; Dinophyceae; Suessiales; Symbiodiniaceae.
GUCGACACCAUCUGGUCCAAAGGGGACCAGCCCACCCCUCCAGAUCCAGAGAGGGAAAAGAUUCAAGCAGAAAGGAAAGAACGUUGGAAGCAGGUACGUGAGAAGAACGAGAAGGACCCGAAUCAUGAUGUUUUCGUCAACAGCAGGAGGAGUCCAAAACGCUUUGCAUCAGCAAUCAAAGAAGGCAUGCAAGUCAAUGGGCGAGCGGUCAUGCGAGCUGUCGGAGAGCGUUCGACGAAUACAGCAUUAAAGGCUCUUGCCAUUGCCAACGAGAUGAUGCAAGGAACGGAUCUUCGAGGUGAGCAGGUCCUUGGUGCUGUACCCUAUUUUAAGCAAGUCAAACUGGACGACAAGGAUGAUGUUGCAAAUGUCUUGUUCCUUGAGUGCAUGCUGCUGCCGCGUCCCAGGCUGGAAGAUAUCACAGUUGAGGACAAGCAGAUCUUGACCACAGGCGACAAGGAUAAGAUGCCCAAGAUGGCUGCAGCCAUCAAGAAUCGCCUCAGGGAGAAUCCGGCUGCUGUGGUUUUGGGUAAAGGUCCUCGCCAACUACACUUGGCCGUUAAGACAAUCAUGCUAGCUGGCCGCUUCCUCCGCGAGGAUGAGGGCGAAAGUGGGGCCAGACUGAAGGUUCCUGCUGUUGCCAUCAUGCCGAACUUUCAAGAGAUGGCCCCCAGGAUUGUAAAGUCGCGCAAGUUCAUGAAGAAGGGCGAGGACGAUCCGGUUACAAUUGGGAUGAGGCUCGAGUGCAUUGACGUCCGGGAUCGUUGGGAGCAAUCUGCUGAAAGAGCUGAAGAUCUGAGGAGACCGGCUACAGUAUCAGUAGCUGCUCCCUGGGAGGCUUCUGAGUGA